Messenger RNA from Hyposmocoma kahamanoa, 456 nucleotides. RefSeq lists its product as uncharacterized. The record is from RefSeq and is a predicted model, not a curated record. The transcript has 3 exons. Bases 1 to 456 code for a protein of 151 amino acids. Lineage: Eukaryota; Metazoa; Arthropoda; Insecta; Lepidoptera; Cosmopterigidae.
AUGAGAAUACCGCACCGUGUCGUACGAGUGGCGUGUGUGCUCGCUGGUGCGCCUCUCUGGGACCUCGAUACUGGGGUCCUUGCGGAGGUGUAUAGGCGAUGCGCAGACGCACGAGCCCAGGAAGAAGGACUGACCCCCGAGGAGGUCAUGAGGUGGAGGAGAUCCGCCCAACAGAAAGUGCUGGCGCAUUGGCGAAGUCGGCUGGAGGAGCCGAGCGCGGUGGUGGGAAAUGACCUCUCGCUGCUGGCUGUGGUCAAGGCCAUGGUCGUCGACGUGGCGUCAUGGGAGGCGAUGGCCUCAUUCUACGAGGAAGUGAUGGCGCAGAAGGAGGCCACGGAGCGUAGUCUAGAGUACGAUCCAAUCUCGGCUCUGAUCCGCAGGAGGAGAACGGGACGAAGAAUGCGGAAGCGUUCCCGCGCGUUCCCGCCACAAGAUUCCAAGCUUCUCAUUGGUUAG